AUGUCUGCGAGCGCGUCCGACAUCAUCACCUACAUCGGUGUACCCCUCGCCGUACUCGGCGUCAUGCCGAUCAUAUACACCUGCAUCCGCGCACUUCUCGUUCUGCGAUCCAUCCGUCUCGCCCUGGCGCGAAACGGUCACUCUGACUCCGCCGUCACCAGAGGCAGCAUGAUGUCCGGCGUCGUCGAGGUAGAGCUACCCCGAUGCACAAUAACUCCUCUGGACCGCGACCUUGAUCCCGAGUACUGGCAGCUCAACCCAGCCCGAUCGUCCCUCAAGGGCGGCACCUGGUCGUUUUUCCACUGGAAUCGCCUGGUCACGGGUAAAAGGUUGUAUCGGAUUCAAUACAAGGAUGAGCUGCGCGUUCCCCAGGCGGAGAUUGAGUUUCAUGAAUUGGUUUCGUUCUUGUUGGAUCGCGGGGCGGUACCGGAUGAGAAUGGUUGGAGUAUGCUAAGGACGAGUGGGCUGUGGACGCCGACAGGGACGGUUUUGAUGCGCCCGCCGCAGGGUAAAUUCGGGGGUGUGCUACGCGUUGGAGUGCCGGACGAUUCCGACGGGGUGUUGAGUUUGAAAAUGCAUUGGAGCAGUGACUGGGAUACGCGAAGUAAAGAAUGUUUGCCGCCCUUCUGGAUGAGGAUUCAUCAGCCGGGGUUGGCCUCUACUACAUGUGCGAAUCUGGAUAACGAGAGUUACAAAUCUAGUGACUGCAUUAUCAAGAUAGACGAAGAAUCCUCGAGUGAACCCGAUGAUAGCAAACGGAAAGCUACGGACGAAAAGCCCGCCUCAACGGGGGAGAAAGGGCAAAUUGAAAGCACAGAGCCAACAGAAGGUGAAGGCAAGGAUACAGAUGCUGUCUCAACAACGCCAUCCCUUCUCGUUCUGAUUGAAGAAAAGCGGGUUGCGCUGCAUGGUGAAGCAAACCGCAGCGAUAGCAUCAGAUUCUGUCUAGAAGGGGACACAAUUGACCGUGUUUUCUUUGAGCACUCCAACACCCAUACCGGUAGGGUUCGAGAGAUCAGUAAUUUGGGCGAAAUUGUCGUACAGUGGUUCGUCUACAUCGCCUCGUCCUUAGCACAUGUCGAGAAAACCGGCGCGUGGAACUUCGCCUUGCCCUCUGACGUUGUUCAGUCCACGCAACGAGACGCUGUGCCAUGUGGUGUCAUGGAGAUACUGGGAAUCAUGCAGGAACACGAGGUCCCUCAUUGGCCGAGGCCAAAGCCAAACUUUAACGAUCCGUGGAAGACGCACCGACGAUUCAUGGAGAACCAUCAUCAAAUGCAACUUGAGAGAUCAAUGCCACCGGCGCAAGCCGAAGCGUCGCGGAGAGCGAGAGAGCAGGCUACAAUGUGGAAUAUGCAGGACGAUUAUCGAGAGAGUCAAAGGCUAAAACGAGAGUAUGAGGAGAAGCGCGUGACGGAGGUUGUGAAUUCACCUAGGCUCAGCAAUAAAAUUGUUGCAAAGGCCUGUGUAUCAUGGCUGAUCGCUCAGAAGGAUAUUCCGAACAGUUACAAAAUAACGGACGUAGUCCGCGCUGCUUUGUAUCUUAUGGCCUUGGAUAAGCGGUUUGAAUACCUCGGAUAUCACAGAGCUGCAGCAGAAUAA
Coccidioides posadasii C735 delta SOWgp is the source of this 1602-nucleotide messenger RNA. The record is from RefSeq and is a predicted model, not a curated record. NCBI's taxonomy places the organism in Eukaryota, Fungi, Ascomycota, Eurotiomycetes, Onygenales, Onygenaceae.